Messenger RNA from Rhizopus microsporus ATCC 52813, 1458 nucleotides. Its product is annotated as ClpP/crotonase. Gene Ontology annotation, biological process: L-valine catabolic process. Gene Ontology annotation, cellular component: mitochondrion. The coding region runs from base 16 to 1353 and encodes 445 amino acids. The transcript is spliced from 10 exons. Gene Ontology annotation, molecular function: 3-hydroxyisobutyryl-CoA hydrolase activity. The record is from RefSeq and is a predicted model, not a curated record. NCBI's taxonomy places the organism in Eukaryota, Fungi, Mucoromycota, Mucoromycetes, Mucorales, Rhizopodaceae.
ACAAAUUUGAAGAAAAUGGUAAACCCUACCCACGUACAAUACUAUCAAUACAAUCCUACCACGCCAGAGGUCUUUAUGCAAAGAGUCAACUGCUCUCGUGUUAUCACCCUUAACAGACCAUCACAGCUUAACUCAGUAACCACCUCCCUUCUUAUGCGAUUAUUAGGAUACUUGAAGACAUGUGAGACCUCCAAUGAAGUUAACCUGGUUAUCUUGAAAGGUGCUGGUAGAGCAUUUUGCACUGGCGGUGAUUUGAAACACUGUUCUGAGGCUUUUGUUGAUGCUCCGGACCCACAUACGGCAAAGGCUAACCUUCAAAGCUUCUCGCAAAUUUACACGCUCCUUCAUUUGGUAGCUACUAUGGAUACACCUAUAGUAACGCUAAUGGAUGGAAUGACAUGCGGCGCUGGUAGCGGAAUUGGCGCUUUUUCACAGUUUAGAAUUGCUACCGAAAACACAUGUGUUGCAAUGCCUGAGGCGACAAUUGGCACCUUUUGUGAUAUGGGCAGUAGCUAUUACAUGUCUCGCUUGGAUGCAAACUUGGGUACCUAUUUAGCACUCACGGGCAGAGUAUUAAAAGGAGAAGAUGUUUAUUUGGCUGGCUUUGCUACUCACUUUGUGCCUUCCUCCUCGUUAAAGGCAUUAGAGGAGCGCCUUACUCAGAUAACAGAGCCAACAUUAGAUUUGAUUAAUGAUGUCAUUGAAGAAUAUGCUGUCGGCCCAAACCAUAAGCCGUCCAGUUAUAUGAUGCAUGGCCAGCGUUUAGAAAAGAUAAACGAAUGGUUUCGCUACGGUACUGUUGAGGAAAUUGUCGAUGCGCUUCGAAGAGAUGGAUCAAAAUUUGCACUUGACACUAUGAACACCAUUCUAUCUCAUUCUCCAACCUGUCUCAAAAUAACUCUAGAAUCAUACAGAAGGGGUAAAAACAUGUCUCUGUUGGAGUGCUUGGAAAUGGAAUAUCGAAUCUGGCAUAUAACACCUUAUUUACCCGAUUUCAAAAAUGGUAUAAAAGCCAAAUUGGUUACAAAACAAAAAAUGGAGUGGACUCCAAGUAGAUUAGAGGAUGUCGACCUGGAAGAAGAUAUAAGGUCAAGAAUAUUCCAUUGCUUCGCUCCGAUUAUAUUUGUUCCUAGUAGCAGAAAAGACUACUUUAAACGCCCUGUCAACUACACGUUACCUACUGAAAGGGAAAUUUUAGAUGCUCUGCUUACACUUGAGCUUAACUCGGCUGAAAAAGUUAUAGAAUGGUGCCAAGCAACUUGUAAGGGAAAGAAGUACGGUAUCGUCGAGAAGGUUACUGACGUUCUUAAUCGAAACAGAAGUCGCUUCAAUAAGCUUAUGGCAAAACUUUGAAUUGCGAACACUAGAUAAAAAUCUUUAGCAGAUAGUUUUAACUUAAUGGAAGUAAAAAUACUUUAGUAAUUUGAUCCCGUUAUUACACAUCAGUUCUUAAUAAAC